Lycium barbarum (goji berry) is the source of this 1275-nucleotide messenger RNA. RefSeq names its product F-box/FBD/LRR-repeat protein At2g26030-like. Gene Ontology annotation, molecular function: protein binding. NCBI's taxonomy places the organism in Eukaryota, Viridiplantae, Streptophyta, Magnoliopsida, Solanales, Solanaceae. The transcript has 2 exons. The record is from RefSeq and is a predicted model, not a curated record. The coding region runs from base 1 to 1017 and encodes 338 amino acids.
AUGCCGCAUAAAGCUGUUGCUCCUCCAUCCGGAAUAAGUAGUAACUUGACAGUCACCGAAACCCUGGACAGAAUCAGUCAGUUGCCAGACCUACUGCUGGUUGAAAUUCUCUCUCUUUUGCCGACAAAGGAUGCAUUCACAACCUGUAUUCUCUCUAAAAGGUGGCGCUAUCUCUGGACUUCAAUUCAUAACUUCAGUUUUACUUGUAGAAAUUACAGAGAAAAUUUCGCACCCUUUGUUGAUUAUGUAUUAGCUCAUUCCGUUUCUUCCAAAAUAAAAAAAUUCGAACUCGACUACAGUCAAGAGUUUAAAUACUACUCCCAACUCAGCCAAUGGCUUAUUUUUGCUGUUAAAAGAAAAGCAGAAGAUGCUGUACUCUGGUCGUCACCUUUUAUAAAAACUUGCGCAUUGCCUGAAUCUUUCUACACCUGUUCAACAUUGAUAACAUUAGCUUUGGGUCGUUUUAACUUUGAUAAUGUGGUCAUAGCGUGGAAGUCUCUAAAGAGCAUAAAGUUGGGGAAUUUGUUUUUAGACAAUGACAUAAUUGCGAAAUUACUGUCAGGCUGUCCUGCAUUGGAAACUAUGGAAUUAUAUGAUUUAGUUCUGCUUAAGGGUCCUCGUCGCCUGGAAAUUAAGUCUUCAAAUUUAAAGAGACUGAAGCUGAAUGGUCAUUGGUUGAUUAAUGAUGGAAGUUUUCGUUCCUUGGAAAUUUUUGCCCCGUACAUUCAGCAUUUGAAAAUUUCAGGAGAUUUUUAUGAUCUCAAGUGUGUGCUUGUAGACGUGUCCGCCGUGAUUACUUCUAACCUUACUUUCAACAUUACGUGUAUAAAAGACAUCCAGGAUGGCGGUCAAGAAUUUGAUCCUGAGGAAGACAGUUGCCGUGACUAUCAUCAAUUCUUUAGGACCCUAGUCCACCAUUAUAUUCUGUGUUUCUGUUUUGCAAGCGAGUUACCAAUCGGUACUUGGUUCACAGAGGUUUGUUUCUAUCUCAGAGUCCUUUUCUUUGUUUGUUUUUAGCAGACAGUUGCUGGAUGUAUACAUUAGUUGAGAACCUUUGUACAAAUUUCACGGACCCAACUGGAUUAGUUGCAGAAACUUGUGGCCUUUUUGUGCUUUUUUGUCAACUUUCUCAUGUCAGGUGUUUCUUUUGUCAUACCUUAAAAAGAUAUACCAAAAACGAGGAUUCCUGCGCGUUGAUGUUGCUUAAAGUGUUUAGAUGAUUAGAUUUGUCACAUAACUUAUCUUGUCGUGGAGUACUUUCUAAUUGUUAUUGCU